This is a messenger RNA of Panthera uncia (snow leopard), 1113 nucleotides long. It is a transcript of the gene GINM1, whose product is annotated as glycosylated integral membrane protein 1. The record is from RefSeq and is a predicted model, not a curated record. Bases 112 to 1107 code for a protein of 331 amino acids. NCBI's taxonomy places the organism in Eukaryota, Metazoa, Chordata, Mammalia, Carnivora, Felidae. The transcript is spliced from 8 exons.
UCCCGCCCCGCCUCUCAGAGUCCCGCCCCCCAAUAGCCUCGCCCUGUCCCCGCCCUUCGGGCUGGCUCGGCCCUCAGCUCCCGGCUGUCCACCGCAGCUGGCCUGUCCAAGAUGGAGGGCUCUCCACCCGCGCCGUUUGCCCUCCGGCUGCUCCUGCUCGCGGCGCUGCCGGCCGCCGGGUGGCUGAUGACCGUUACCCAUGAGCUGCCCCUGCCGCCCCGAGCCCCGAAGGACAGCCUCAGAAUUAAUGUAACUACCCUGAAGGAUGAUGGGGCUGUAUCUACAGAACAGGUUAUUCUUAACAUAACCUACGAGAGUGGACAGGUAUAUGUAAAUGACUUGCCUGUCAAUAGUGGUGUAACCCGAAUAAGCUGUCAGACUUGGAUAGUGAAGAAUGAAAAUCUGGAAAAUUUGGAGGAAAAAGAAUAUCUUGGAAUUGUCAGCGUCAGGAUUUUAGUUCAUGAGUGGCCUAUGACGUCUGGUUCCAGUUUGCAACUAAUUGUCAUUCAAGAAGAGGUAGUAGAGAUCGAUGGAAAACAAGCUCAACAAAAGGAUGUUACUGAAAUUGAUAUUUUAGUUAAGAAUCAGGGAAUACUCAGACAUUCAAGCUAUACGCUACCUUUGGAGGAAAGCAUGCUGUAUUCUCUUUCCCGAGACAGUGACAUUUUAUUUACCCUUCCUAACCUCUCCAAAAAAGUAGAAAGUGUUAGUUCAUUGCAGACCACCAGCCAGUAUCUUAUCAGGAAUGUGGAAACCACCGUAGAUGAAGAUGCUUUACCGGGCAAGUUACCUGAAACUCCUCUCAGGGCAGAGCCUCCAUCUACGUAUAAGGUGAUGUGUCAGUGGAUGGAGAAGUUCAGAAAAGAUCUGUGUAGAUUCUGGAGCAGCGUUUUUCCAGUGUUUUUUAUGUUUCUGAACGUCAUGGUGGUUGGAAUUCUAGGAGCAGCUGUGGUAAUAACCAUCUUAAAGGUGCUUUUCCCAGUUUGUGAAUACAAAGGAAUUCUUCAAUUGGAUAAAGCAAAUGUUAUACCUGUGACAGCUAUCAACUUAUUUCCAGAUGAUACUGAGAAAAGAGCAAAAAACCCUGAAGAUAAAACAUGUGUUUAAAUCAAA